CGUAUCCGCACCAAAGUACGCAGAUAGCCUCAUCUUGUCUUCCGAGGAGACUCCUCCUGCUAUGUAUCCUCGUCCUCUACCGUACAGCUGAAAGCAAAGCUCCCAGGCAUGUUCCAUGGAGUCCUGUCAUCCCUUGCACCUCGAAUCCGCAUGACAAACGAUCGACAACACCAGCACGAUUGACACGAUAACGACGGCGCUGGACUGCACGCUGGCAAAAGAUGGUGGGGAGGAGGACUUCACCGGACGGUUCACACCACGAAGACAGCAGGGCCGGUGUUAAGGGAAAGGAAGUCACGUUUGCCAACGAUGAAGGCGCUCUGAGCUCGGAUUCGAGUGUGGAUGCUGUCGACACUCGUCUCGCAGCGUCUUCAAUCGACAACGCAACCAUGUCCUCGUCCGCGAUAAGCCAGUCUGGCUACUCGACAGCCAUGACGUCGAAUAUGACAGAUGAUGACCGCCGACCCAGCGCCUCGAACAGCCCCACAGCCACCACGUCGCACGCACAUCCCAGCCUCACGCUCCUCGAGCUGGUGUCGAAUUCGGCGUCGUCUUCUGCGCUGCCGGACAGCUUUGACUUCAAUAUUUCAAGAAAGGGGCAGUAUGUUGCCGUGUACUCGGCGUCGAACAUAUGGCUUAUCCAAACGGUACAGCUGCCGAGGCUGUUUGCGCGCACGCUACAAGUCAAGCGCAAACCUGUCGCGGUCGACAUCACAGAGGAUGGUUUCCUGCUGGCGGUGCUUUCGCGGCCGUCACAAGUCGAUUUGUACGAGAUUCAUGGCGAGCAAGGCGGGCAGAUCAAGAUGCGGAGAACGGUGCAGCUGGUGCAUGAAGCCAGCUCGCUUGUCAUUUCGCCAGAUGCGCGCAUCCUGAUCACGGGCAACAAGUUUGGUAUCGAGGUUGUUGCAGUCUUUCCGGACGCACCUGCGACUGCGAGACGCACGCUUUCUGGACCCGCGGGCGAUGCGCUGGAAUUUUCCGACGAUGGUCGCACGCUGCUCAUCACAGGGUACGCGCGCAAAUCAGACAGCUCUGCCCUGUUUGUCCUACCAGGACUGUACGAUGGCCCGCUUGACGAGGAGGGUGCGCCAAUUCCUCAGUCGCCAGAAGUUGUGUGGACGGGCUCCCUUUUCGCAUUCAACGCAGAAGAAGACUCAUGGGGCAUAUACGAUAUUGCGUGUCAGCGCUUCACACAGAGGAAAAUGUUUCUGCCUGAUCACCAGCGGUGGACGCGCUCGGAAUUCGUCGACGAUGCAAUGCCGGCUGUUUCGCCCAACGCUGACCUAGCAGCCGUGGCUUUGCGGAUGCGCGGCACUACCAACAUCUGGAUAUACGAGGUGCCAGGAUGGGAAUACAAGCCAAGUGAGAAAGCCAAGGGCCAGGCACCUAUCCAGCCCUGCUUCUGCAUUCUAAUACCGAAGCUUGGUGUCGGUGCUUACCAGGAGAUCUGUGUGCUGCGGUGGGUCAAGGUUGGCAACAAUAUACAGCGACUCAUCGCAGUGGGAAACUCGAGCAUAGUGCCAACUGAGAGCGAUGUACCUGACGUGCCGAUGGGCACGAAGGGCGUCAUCAUCGUCCUUGACUUCGACAAGACUAAGCCUGCCGGGGGUGCUGUAUCGGUGACAUCGAAAACAGAAUACGAUCUGGACCCACUGUGCCCUGGCGAAGUGCUACCCGAGGGCUCCAUAGAUUUCAACCAAGAAGUCGAGCUCAUGAGAACGAGGACGUUGGCACAGCGCAGAGCACAAGAUCAGGCGAGAGGUGCACGACGGAGUUCGAGAAGUGGUGCUUCGUCCGUCCAACGCUCCCGCACCACAACGAACCAGGUUGCAAUCUCGAGGCCACCACCUACGGCAGAUGAGGAAGAGCUGACGGCCGAAGAAGCGCAGGCUGCCUUCGAGAUGCCGUACGAUAACCAGCAACCCAGGUCGCAGAUGUCUCUGGCGAGAGCUGCUACUGUGGCGGCCGUCUCUCCUGCAAACCGGCGACAUUUGCGAGCGCUACCCUUUCGCCCGCUGGAGUACCGCCGUGCGGAUGGCUCGGGUCAGCGAGAGCUACCUCACGAGAGCGACGCAGACAACUGGGUUCCACCACCGCCUGCGUAUACAGCAAAGGCA
Macroventuria anomochaeta is the source of this 2117-nucleotide messenger RNA. RefSeq lists its product as uncharacterized. The record is from RefSeq and is a predicted model, not a curated record. The annotation marks the transcript as partial. The transcript is spliced from 2 exons. Gene Ontology annotation, molecular function: protein binding. NCBI's taxonomy places the organism in Eukaryota, Fungi, Ascomycota, Dothideomycetes, Pleosporales, Didymellaceae.